AUAGGCAAUUCAGAUGAAACUUCAGUAGUUUAUAAUUUGGCUUUAAAUUAUCUUUAAGUUUAAUGCAACGGUGUUAAUUCUUGCAUAGAUUUAUCUUCUUUACACGUAUAUUAUGUAAAUAAUGAAGCAUCAUCUUAAUUGGCUGCUUUAAUAAUUGGAUGUUUUUUGGAUAUAUUAUAUAUAGCAGUAAUAAUAAAAGUUAGAAAAGCAGUAAAAUAGACAAAUGAAACAAUAGCUAAUAACGCUCUCAUCAAAGAAGUAUUAGUAGUUUAAAUUCCAAACUAAAACUAAAAUGUAAACACUUAACCUAUUUAAGUUCCACAUUAAAUAAACUCUCCUAUAAGUAUGAAUAAUAACUAACCUCUGCCCAACUAAAAUUAUUUCAACAACCAAUAAAAUAAUCUUUAUAAUUAUCCAAGCAACUUACCAUAAUAGUAAAACUUAAAUCCUGGUAUGCAAUAUUAAAAUUAACAACAUUCAUAUCAGUAUUACUAAUGA
Tetrahymena thermophila SB210 is the source of this 498-nucleotide messenger RNA. Its product is annotated as transmembrane protein, putative. The annotation marks the transcript as partial. The transcript has a single exon. The record is from RefSeq and is a predicted model, not a curated record. NCBI's taxonomy places the organism in Eukaryota, Ciliophora, Oligohymenophorea, Hymenostomatida, Tetrahymenidae.